ACGCCUUCAACCACCUCAAACGGUUGCAUUCGCUUGGGCAGGCUCGGAGCUGCUGGAGCCUUGGACACCUUCCCACUUCGGUUUGCGAAAGCUUCAUACGGACAGAAUGGCGUCCUCCGACGACGACGCCGACGACUGGAGAGACCUCGUGCACUACCAGGGCAUAGAGGACCUUCCCAAAGGCGCGCAAUCAGGCGCCUUCAUUCAGUCCCAGAGAGGACAAAUCCAAACAACCCUUCGGGCGGCCAUCGAUGACCUCCACUCCCACUUCCCGUCGGACCUUCCCUCCGUCAAGCCCAUCCGAGACCCGGACGCCAUGGGUCCGUUAGUCUCUGACCUCAUUCACGCCUUCCCUGACUCCCUAAUCCCCUCUAUCCGCGUCCCCGCCGGUAUCGCCGAAUUCUGGCUCCUCACCGGCGAAACCGAGCCGACUUCCACCGCCUCCUUCGGCCUGCCCACCAUCCCCGCCGACGCAGACCUUUUGCACCCCAAAGUCCCCGGCCUGGCGCGAAUCUCCCUCGACUACGAUGAAGAGGUCGACGGGCCGUAUGCCGAGAAAGUAGGGUUUUGGGUCGCGUGUAUCGCGCCAUUGUCUGACGGGUCGGUUAGGAAGCGGAGGAAAAGCUCACAAGCGGAGACGGAGUUUGGAAAGAUCUAUUUUGGGGAUGUGAGUGGGAAGGAGGGCAUCAAGCCAGUAGCAGAGUCGUUUGAGGAGUUUGUGUCUCUGUGGACGGAGUUCAUGGUUGAGUGUGAGUGGAACGAGGCUGCGACGGAUGCGGAUCGGCAUGAUUUGCUUGGCGAGUUCUAUGGUAGUUUCAACGAGGACUAGAUAGUGAUAGUCGGGAGAGUCAGCUGCCACGAGGGAGGGGGGAGAGGACAUCAUUUCCCUCCAUACCAGCUUCGACCUUUUGUAUUAUGUAUAUGUCUCCGUAGUCGGAAAGGUUCAGAUAAUCAGUAUUUCAUGCCUUAACAUUUUCAUUGCUUGCUUGUUUACCGCUGAUAUAUCGCUGCAGGAGGGAC
This is a messenger RNA of Fimicolochytrium jonesii, 1020 nucleotides long. RefSeq lists its product as uncharacterized. NCBI's taxonomy places the organism in Eukaryota, Fungi, Chytridiomycota, Chytridiomycetes, Spizellomycetales, Powellomycetaceae. The transcript has 2 exons. The coding region runs from base 107 to 829 and encodes 240 amino acids. The record is from RefSeq and is a predicted model, not a curated record.